AUGUCGGCGCAAAGAAGUGCAGUAAAGACUACAUACGAGGUCGAUCGUACCAUCCAACCUAUUUACUCGGGUGGAAGUUUAGCAUUGAGCCAAGAUGGGCGCAUUCUGGCCGCGAGCUUGGUAACGCCUUCGGCAUCGCAUCUCAUUGUGUGCUCGCGCUCGCUCUCUAUGCGCUUCUUUGCCCUGAAUGCCUCAGAUACUGAAGACGACACCAUCGAACUCGAGCUUCUUCGUACUCUAAAACCGCAUACAUCUCCUGUGGUUACUUUAGCCACAGAUCGCACCGGAACCUUGGUCGGAACCGGAGGCGCAGACGGUGUGGUCAAGGUCUGGGAUAUUCGCGGUGGUUACACCACACAUACCUUUCACGGCCAUGGUGGUGUUGUAUCAGCGCUACACUUUUUCGAGGUAGAAGUAGCUGAGCGGGAAGAUGCAACCGAAAACAACAAGAAGAGGAAGAGAAAGUCAAAGCAGGAAGAUACAGAGUCCGACCAAGCUCAGGGCGAGAGCCAGAUACAGUUUCGACUAGCGUCUGGUGCAGAAGAUGGCAAGAUACGGAUAUGGGACCUGCACAAGAGGAAGAGCGCUGCAGUGUUGGACUCACAUGUUUCAGUGGUCCGUUCGCUGCACUAUUCACCCCAAGAGAAGGUGCUCAUAUCCGGCAGCAGAGACAAGACUUUGAUCAUGUGGGACUCUCACAGGUGGAAGUCUCAGCGUACCUUGGCUGCACUCGAAGGUAUCGAGAGCGCCGGUUUCAUCGCAGAUGGCAAGAUUCUCUACUCUGGUGGAGAGCAUGGUCGACUACGACUCUGGUCUGUGUCGAAUGGACGGGAACUCACACGAGAGCAAGAGCCUGGCAUUGAGACGGACGAGAUUGUCAACAUUCUCUACUACCCAUCCCUACCGUACUUGAUUACGGUACAUGCCGAUCAAGUGCUCAACUUCCACACCCUCAAAUCUGCCGAAUCUCUUGUUGUGGAAGAGACCAUCGAACCCCUGCCAAUCUUCCGACGCGUCUCUGGAACGCAUGACGAAGUCAUUGACAUUGCAUAUGUUGGACGAGACAAGUCUCUAUUAGCAUUGAAUACAAACUCGGAAGACAUCCGGAUAAUUACGCUGAACGAGUCAGAGGGUGAUGAUGCGACCGAAGGAAGAUACUUUGGUGCCGACGUGGGGUUGCUGAAAGGGCAUGAAGACAUUGUCAUCUGUUUAGACGUGGAUUGGUCUGGGCAUUGGCUAGUCACUGGUGCAAAAGACAACACAGCUCGGUUAUGGCGACUGGAUCCUAAAAAUGAGUCGUAUACCUGUACUGCCGUACUCACUGGUCACGCCGAGUCGCUAGGAGCCAUUGCUCUACCACAUGCAGCUCCCCAGGAAUCGUCAGCAGCCUUUACAGACCCGCUAUCACACCCGCCAGCAUAUAUUGUCACUGGGUCUCAAGACCGGACUGUAAAGCGAUGGGAUACCACAAAAGAAAUGAAGGGCAAGCUACGAGCAAAGUAUACCCGCAAAGCACACGACAAAGAUAUCAAUGCAAUCGACAUUGAUCCCUCAGGAACCCUCUUCGCAUCCGCUUCCCAAGAUCGCACAGUCAAAAUCUACUCUUCCGCAGAAGGAGAAGCUAUAGGUGUCCUCCGUGGCCACAAACGAGGUGUCUGGUCCGUGAAAUUCGCACCUAAAGACUCUCAAGCCCCCAACUCUGGCAACAAAGGCUUGAUCGCAACGGGCAGUGGAGACAAGACAGUCAAGGUCUGGAGUCUAGCAGACUACAGCUGUCUCCUCACUCUCGAAGGCCACUCCAACAGUGUCCUAAAGCUUUCAUGGCUACCCUACCGCCCUGUCGACGCCCGCGACAAACGCGGUCCCCAACUCGCCUCCGCAGCCGGCGACGGCCUGGUAAAGAUCUGGGACUCCAUCUCGGGCGAAACAAUGACAACGCUUGACAACCAUACAGACCGCGUGUGGGCACUAGUAUCGCACCCCACGACCGGUGUGCUGGUCUCAGGAGGCGGUGACAGCGUAAUAACCUUCUGGCGCGACACAACUAGCACCACCCUCGAAGCGGCCACUGCCCAAGAAACCCAACGUGUAGAGCUCGACCAAAAACUCCAAAACUUCGUCUACGCCGGAAACUACCGCGAAGCAAUCGUUCUAGCCCUCCAGAUGGACCAACCAGCCCGGCUCUUCUCCCUCUUCAAAUCAGUCGUAGAAACAGAAUCUCCAGAUUCCGACAGCCUGUCUGGUCUCGCCUCUGUCGACGACGUCAUCGCUUCUCUUGCUGACGAGCAGUUGUACAAGCUUCUCCUUCGUCUGCGUGACUGGAACACUAAUGUUCGGACAGCGCCUGUUGCGCAGAGGAUUCUUUGGACCGUGGUUAAGAGUUUUCCGGCCGAUAGACUGGCGGGGUUGAGGCCGAAGGGCAAGGUGGGGGCUAAGGGCAGCUUGAAGGAUGUCUUGGAUGCGAUGAGGGUUUAUUCCGAGAGGCAUUAUAGGCGCAUUGAGGAAUUGGUGGAUGAGAGCUAUUUGCUAGAUUUCACACUGGGGGAGAUGGAUGAGAUUGUGGGUGGCAUAGGGGGCAUGGGACUGUUGGGGGAGGGCAUGGAGGGGGUGGUCGUUGAGUAG
This is a messenger RNA of Pyrenophora tritici-repentis Pt-1C-BFP, 2622 nucleotides long. NCBI's taxonomy places the organism in Eukaryota, Fungi, Ascomycota, Dothideomycetes, Pleosporales, Pleosporaceae. The record is from RefSeq and is a predicted model, not a curated record.